AUGUCGCAACAGUACCCCCAGCAAUAUCCGCAGCAGGGUGUACCAGGUCAAGACGGUUUCGGUCAGCAGCCACCUUCGGAACCGAAUUAUGACAACUACGAGACCAACGCUCCGCCAGGGGUGCCGCCAGCUCCUGCUCCAGGCCCUGCGCACGGCGGUCGGAAGAAGCGUGCCUAUGCCGGACAGGCCUAUGAAUUCGGGACAGGAGGAAACGCCGCGCUAGGAGGCCAACAACCAGCCGGAGGCGCAUACCCUGCCUACUCGGCUCAAGCAGAUGCGGCAGGAUAUCCCCAAGGAGGAUACCAGCAGAACCCUGCGGCUGUCCAGCAGUCCGCAGCGCCAAUGUACCCGGGUCAAGAACCUGUGCCGGCAAUAGGGGGUUAUCAGGCUCCGGCUCCGGGAUACCCUGCAGCUGGGGCUGGCGGUGUGCCAGGAAUGACACAACAGUUCGCUCAAAUGGACAUGUCUCAGAAGGCACCUGUCGCAGCUGCACCACAACAGUCACAGCGUGCUCUAGUCCUGAAUCAGCUGUAUCCCACCGACCUGUCCAACCAGCCCUUCAAUGUUGUCGAGUUGGACUACCCUCCUCCACCAGCGAUUCUCCCUCCCAAUACUAGUGUGACGCCUUCACCUUAUGCCAACUGUCCGCCGAAAUAUGUUCGAUCGACCUUGAAUGCUGUCCCUACCACUCAUUCCCUUCUCAAGAAGUCCAAACUCCCUUUUGCGCUCGUCAUUCAGCCAUAUACAUCUCUACAUGAUGUUGAAGACCCUGUACCGAUCGUGCCCGAUCAGGUUAUCUCUCGGUGUAGAAGAUGCAGAUCAUACAUCAACCCGUUUGUGACGUUUCUGGACCACGGUCACCGAUGGAGAUGCAACAUGUGCAACCUGACCAACGAUGUGCCGCAAGCAUUUGAUUGGGACGCAGCCGCUCAGAAGAGUCUCGACAGAUGGCAACGUCCUGACCUUAACCAUGCGGUCGUCGAAUUUAUUGCUCCCCAGGAGUACAUGGUCCGACCUCCUCAACCUCUCGUAUAUUUGUUCUUGUUGGAUGUCAGCUACGCAGCGGUGACGAGUGGCCUCCUGGCCACGACAGCACGGUGUAUUCGAGAGAGCCUGGAUCGGAUACCCAACGCCGAUCGCCGCACUCGGCUGGGGUUUAUAGCUGUAGACUCCAGUCUACACUUUUUCAACAUUCCCCGGGAUGGAACAGAGAAUGCCCAGACUAGCAUGCUUGUCGUAAGCGAUCUGGAAGAAGCAUUCCUGCCCACACCAGCCGAUUUGCUGGUCACCUUGACAGAGUGCCGAGAGAACAUUGAGAGUUUCCUCGACAAACUGCAAGAAAUGUUUCAAAACACCCAGAAUGGAGCAUCCGCCAUGGGUUCGGCACUGCGAGCAGGGCACAAGCUGAUAGGACCUGUGGGUGGGAAGAUGACAGUGGUCACUGCUUCGAUUCCCAACAUUGGAACUGGCAAGCUCGAAAUGCGUGAGGAUAAGAAGCUGCUGGGCACCUCUAAAGAGAGCAGUCUCCUGCAGACUGGCAACAGCUUUUACAAGAGCUUUGCAGUCGAAUGUUCAAAACAGCAAAUUUCGGUCGACAUGUUUCUGUUUUCGUCGCAGUACCAGGACGUGGCCUCGCUGAGCAAUCUGCCCAGAUACACUGGUGGCCAGACCUACUUCUACCCCGGCUGGAAUGCGGCAAGGGAAGAUGACGCCAUGAAGUUUGCCAAAGAGUUCUCUGACUACCUGUCGGCAGAAAUCGGGCUUGAGGCAGUGCUGCGUGUGCGAGCAACUACCGGGCUGAGAAUGAGCACCUUCUACGGCAACUUCUUCAAUAGAAGCUCCGACCUCUGCGCAUUCCCAGCGUUUCCAAGAGAUCAAAGCUAUGUCGUGGAGGUUGCGAUUGAUGAGACCAUCACGAAGCCUGUGGUCUGCAUGCAGACCGCUGUUUUGCACACGACGUGCAAUGGCGAACGACGCAUCCGAGUCAUGACUCUGGCGCUGCCGACAACGCAACAAUUGGCCGACGUCUAUGCAUCAGCGGACCAGCAAGCUAUUACUGAAUACUACAGUCACAAGGCCGUGGAACGAGUUCUAAACGGUGGACUGGACAGCGCCCGAGACAUGAUUGAAGCUAAGCUGAUCGAGUUACUUGCCACUUACAAGAAGGAGCUGGCUGGAGGCAGUAUGGGCGGUGGUGGCCUGCAGUUCCCUGCGAACCUCCGUGGUCUGCCCGUCCUCUUCCUUGCGUUGACCAAGAAUCUGGGACUGAGGAGGUCGUCUCAGAUACCGAGUGAUAUGCGGUCCGCAGCGUUGUGCUUGCUGUCGACUCUACCGUUGCCUCUGCUAAUUCAGUACAUCUAUCCGAAGAUGUUCUCACUGCAUGACAUGCCCGACGACGCGGGUACUGUGGACGAGAAGACAGGCGAAAUCAUCCUGCCACCGUCUGUGAACUUGUCAUCGGAGAGGAUUGUACCCUAUGGCUUGUACCUGAUCGAUGAUGGACAGACACAGUUCCUUUGGGUUGGGCGAGAUGCUGUACCGCAGUUAGUGCUCGACGUUUUCGGAGUCCCGGACAAGAGCCAGCUCAAGGUCGGGAAGCAACGCCUGCCAGAGUUGGACAAUGAUUUCAACGAGCGAGUCAGGGCUGUCGUUUCCAAGAGCCGCGAUCACAAGUCGAAGGGAGUGGGCAGCAUUAUUGUACCGCAUCUCUACGUGGUCAAAGAGGAUGGAGAGCCUGGCCUGAGGCUGUGGGCGCAAACGAUGCUCGUGGAGGAUCGAGCAGAUCAGGGAGUCAGCUUGCAGCAGUGGAUGGGCAGAAUGCGUGAAAAGGUACAGUCGUAG
Cladophialophora yegresii CBS 114405 is the source of this 2841-nucleotide messenger RNA. Its product is annotated as protein transporter sec24. The coding region runs from base 1 to 2841 and encodes 946 amino acids. NCBI's taxonomy places the organism in Eukaryota, Fungi, Ascomycota, Eurotiomycetes, Chaetothyriales, Herpotrichiellaceae. The record is from RefSeq and is a predicted model, not a curated record. Gene Ontology annotation, cellular component: COPII vesicle coat; endoplasmic reticulum exit site. Gene Ontology annotation, molecular function: SNARE binding; zinc ion binding. Gene Ontology annotation, biological process: COPII-coated vesicle cargo loading; intracellular protein transport; endoplasmic reticulum to Golgi vesicle-mediated transport. The transcript is spliced from 2 exons.